Molecule: messenger RNA, 964 nt
Organism: Neomonachus schauinslandi (Hawaiian monk seal)
Lineage: Eukaryota; Metazoa; Chordata; Mammalia; Carnivora; Phocidae
Product: myosin regulatory light chain 12B-like
Exons: 1
Coding region: 111-650 (179 amino acids)
Cellular component (GO): cytoplasm; stress fiber; myofibril
Molecular function (GO): calcium ion binding
Source: RefSeq, a predicted model, not a curated record
UGCCAGCCGCCGCCACUGUCGCGCCACAGCCCCGCCAUCGUCGCCGUCGCUCGUCGUCUCGCGCAGGGCAGCCCGGGUUCUGGUGUCUGGCGGCGAAUUAAAUAGCCACCAUGUCGAGCAAAAAGGCAAAGACCAAGACCACCAAGAAGCGCCCCCAGCGCGCAACAUCCAAUGUAUUUGCCAUGUUUGAUGGCAAAUCAAACAUUUGCCAUCAGUCGCAGAUUCAGGAGUUCAAAGAGGCCUUCAACAUGAUUGAUCAGAACAGAGAUGGUUUCAUUGACAAGGAGGAUUUGCAUGAUAUGCUUGCUUCUCUAGGGAAGAAUCCAACCGAUGCAUACCUUGAGGCCAUGAUGAAUGAAGCUCCAGGGCCCAUAAAUUUCACCAUGUUCCUCACAAUGUUUGGUGAGAAGUUAAAUGGCACAGAUCCGGAAGAUGUCAUCAGAAACGCUUUUGUUUGCUUUGAUGAAGAAGCAACUGGCACCAUCCAGGAAGAUUACCUGAGAGAGCUGCUGACAACCAUGGGAGAUCGGUUUACAGACGAGGAAGUGGAUGAGCUGUACAGAGAAGCGCCUAUCGACAAAAAGGGAAAUUUCAAUUAUAUUGAGUUUACGCGCAUCCUUAAACAUGGAGCAAAAGACAAAGAUGAUUGAAAGAACUUUAGCUAAAACCUUCCAAUUGCUUUGUCUUACUCCGUUUUAUUUCCCAGACACUUUCCCCCACCCUCAUAGACCUGUUGCAUGCAACUUAGUUUCACGGCUUGGCCUCUUUUUUUUGAUGUAUUUAUUCUAGACCUUUCUGCCACUUAGCACUUGUAUAAUCAAACUGCAAAUGAAUGGGGUUGAGGUUGUAAAUUGUGCUGAAAAAGAGAUUGCGAAUAAAAAUCAACAAAUGUGAAAGCCCAGGAAAAUAUAUCCGGUAUUUCUGGUUUUGCUGGAUUUUUACACUUUUAUAUAAUAAAAACAGU